Molecule: messenger RNA, 1698 nt
Organism: Neofelis nebulosa (Clouded leopard)
Lineage: Eukaryota; Metazoa; Chordata; Mammalia; Carnivora; Felidae
Product: SIN3-HDAC complex-associated factor-like
Exons: 1
Coding region: 453-1118 (221 amino acids)
Biological process (GO): negative regulation of cell migration
Source: RefSeq, a predicted model, not a curated record
CUCAGGCAACAACAGAUGUUGGCGAGGAUGCAGGGAGAUAGGAUCUCUUUUGCACUGCUGGUGGGAAUGCAAACUGGUGCAGCCACUGUGGAAAACAGUAUGGAGGUUCCUCAAAAAAUUAAAAAUAGAACUACCCUACGACCCAGCAAUUGCACUAGUAGGUAGAAACAGGUGUGCUGUUUCAAAGGGGCAUGUGCACCCCAAUGUUUACAGCAGCGCUAUCAACAAUAGCCAAAGUAUGGAAAGAGCCUAAAUGUCCACUGACUGAUGAAUGGAUAAAGAAGAUGUGGGGUACACACAAACACACACACACACACACAAAAUGGAGUAUUACUAGGCAAUCAAAAAGAAUGAAACCUUGCCAUUUGCAACUACAUGGAUGGAGCUAGAGGGUGUUAUGCUAAGCAAAAUUAGAGAAAGACAGGAUUUUGGAAGACUAUUGCCCAGAAAAGAUGUUUGGUUUUCACAAGCCAAAGAUGUACCGAAGUAUAGAGGGCUGCUGUAUUUGCAGAGCUAAGUCCUCCAGUUCUCGAUUCACUGACAGUAAACGCUAUGAAAAGGACUUCCAGAGCUGUUUUGGGUUGCAUGAGACUGGUUCAGGAGACAUCUGUAAUGCCUGUGUCCUGCUUGUGAAAAGAUGGACGAAAUUGCCAGCAGGAUCAAAAAAAAACUGGAAUCAUGUGGUAGAUGCAAGGGCAGGACCCAGUCUGAAGACAACAUUGAAACCAAAGAAAGUGAAAACUUUACCUGGAAACAUGAUAAAAAGCAACCAAAUCAGUAAACUACAGAAGGAAUUCAAACGUCACAAUUCUGAUGCUCACAGUACCACCUCAAGUGCCUCCCCAGCUCAGUCUCCUUGUUAUAGUAACCAGUCAGAUAAUGGCUCAGAUACAGAGAUGGCUUCUGGCUCUAACAGAACGCCAGUUUUUUCCUUUUUAGAUCUCACAUACUGGAAAAGACAGAAAAUACGUUGUGGGAUUAUCUAUAAAGGCCGUUUUGGAGAAGUUCUCAUUGACACACAUCUAUUCAAGCCUUGCUGCAACAAUAAGAAAGCAGCUGCUGAGAAGCUGGAGGAGCAGGGGCCAGAGCCUCUGCCCAUCUCCACUCAGGAGUGGUGACUGAGGUUUAGGUAGAAGGGGAACAAAAAAAUGAUUUAAAUUUUGGAAAGAAAACAAAGCAACAAAACCCUUCUAUUUUUAACUUGGAUACCUGCUAUUCUGCCAAAAGACACUUUCUAGAAUAGUUUUGAAUGGGUUGUUAUUUCUCCUCCAGUUCCACAAACUCUGAAGCCAGUGUCUAGCUUACUAAAAGAAAAAAAGUACACAUAAUAUUUAAGAUGCUGAGUAUUUCAUAGGAAAGCUGAUGCUGCUGUAAAGUGCUCUUUAAGUCUUUUUUUUUUUUUAAUCCCCUUCUAAUGAAUGAAUCUAGGGGAAUUUCAGGGGACAGAGAUGGGAUUUGUUGUAUGAUAAACGUAUGUAGUUUUAGUCUUUCUAUAUUGAGAAGCAGUGGUUGGGCAUUUUUAAGAUGGCUGGCUAUACUUGUUUUCCUUCUUGAUAAUAAAUUUGUCAUAACUCAGUAACAUGGACUUGCCCCAAGAGGUAGUUGUUAAUAAUUUAAGGUCUUGCCAAGGUUCUGAUGAUUCAAACCUGUACUACUGAAUAUUAAGCAGGACAGACUAAGCUCUCUGGUGCAAAUGCC